UAGAAUUAAAUUUACAUUAUCCGAAUCUAACAUUUCUUCGUCUUCUUCAUACCGCCCCUCUUUUUCCACACCGAAUCUCUGAGUCAUUUUCAGAAGCUUCUUUCUAUCAACAUAGGAAUUUCGGAAAUGGAUCUUGGAUGCUUGGACAUGGGUUGCAUCACUGUCUCGGACUCAAAACUUACUUCCGAGUCCGCUCUCGAUUGGGAGAACCAACAAAACCACACCGCGGAAUCGCUCACAGCGACAGCAAAGAUCGGAAAGAACAAGCAAAUGAAAGAGAAUGGCCAGUCAACUCUGAAUUCUCUUAACAAAUCCACUUCUCAAAUAAAGAAGCCCGGUCAUCGUAAGAAUUCGCCGAUCAAUUGGUUCCCGCGAAAGAAGGUCGACUCCUACUUAAAGAGGAAAAUUAAAAGGCUGCAGGAAGUAGCUGGAAUGAAUUUGACGCUUGAUGAGACUCUUGGUGAUUCCAAUCCACACUACUCUAAAGUACUGAGAGAAAAAAUCGCUACUAGAGAAGCUGCGAAUAAGGCGAUUAAGGUUCGAAGAGCUGCUUUAGUGGAAGCUUCCUGGUGUCGGAUACUUAAAGCAGCUAGGAUCCAAAGCGAAGAAGCCAAAGCACAACUGCUGAAAGCGGAGCAAAUCGCGGUAGAAGCUUUUGAAGCAGCAUUAGCCAUAGGAGUAAACAUGUAUGACAUACCGAAUUGCCCUAAGAACCCUUCUCAAGUAGAUAGAUCUUCUUCUUUUUCUUCUUCCGUAGAAGGAUCCACCACUCAUGCUGUCACGGCAUCUUUCGAAACUGCAUUUGAUGUAGACAAAGAAGUAGCUGCAGCAGUGAAAACUGCACUGAUAAGGCUUGCAAACUGCCCUUCUUUUAAGAAGGAUGAGUUCAAAGAUCUGCUUCAAAAGAUCAGUCAGAACCCAGAUACGGGUGAAAAUAAUGACGAAGAAAAAUCUGAGGAUUCUUCUCCAACAUGUGAACCAAAAUCUGGAUCAAAAAGGGAAGCUGUAUCUCGAACAGAUUGUAUUAGCCCUCAAGGUUCUGAUUGCAAGAUUCCAGUUUCGCAGUUGAGACAAAAGAGAAGUAAGAGAAGACAAUCGCUUGAAAAGUUUAACAAGAUCAAACUUGUUAACGCGAUGUUUGAUCGGCUUCAACUUCUGCAAGAAGAUGAGCUUUCUUCCCUUGCCACUAUAGUUGCAACUUGUGGUUUAAAUGCUGCCUUAGCCGAAAUCGUAAACAACAAGCCAGGCCCUGCUGCCGAUUGUAAGACCUCGAACACUGGUAAGCUUGAACACUUUAAGUAUGGGAAUAUCAGAAAGAAGCAAACAGAACCAGAACUGCCAAGUUUAGACAAGUUUUUAGUAAAGCACAUGACAAAGCUUGAAAGAGAAGUUCUGGAGGCCAGGAACAGCAGGAAGGAAUCUUCUAAGCAAGGAAUGGUUGAGAAUUCUGUUAAUACUUCAGAUAAAAGGGAAACUUCAACUGAGACUAUUCCGGACUUGGGAAGCAUUCUCUUGAAGCAUUCUUCGAAGUUUGAGAGAGAGAUUGAAGAGGAAAAGAAAAAAUCAGUAGGCGAUGCGAAAAUGGGCAAUAAGAGUUUGCAAGGAGAUACAGUUUCAUCGGAAUCCAUUCCAGAUUUGGGGAGUGUGCUCAUUAAGCAUUCCUCAAGACUUGAAAAGGAGAUCGAAGAAGCAAGGAAGAACUGUGGCAAUAAUUCAGAAGGAGCACCAAACAGUUCGUAUAGUCGUGUUAAAGAAGAUGGUUUGGGAAUACCCAGUCUAGAUAAGUUCUUGGUGAAACAUGUAUCAAGACUAGAGAAAGAGGUCCAAGAAGCAAAGGCCAGAAGGAAUAAUGAACCUUGGGAAGGAAGUAAAACAACUAGUCAAGUUGAUUUGUCAGCUUCAGAGGAGGAGAGAAGUUCCAGCUCUCAUUCUGAUGAAGGCCCAAAGGGGAAAGAAAAUGUUGAAUUAAAUACGAGGGCUGAAGAUAGCUUAGACGAGAUCUUGGUCAAGCCUGUACACAGGCUGCAAAGGGAGAAGAUGCAAGCUUCAGCAUUGGGUAAUAAUAGUAGAUAUGAUAAACUCCAAAAGAAACAUGGUGGGAAUGUUGGCGCAGAAUGUGAGAGCUUGGACAAAGUCUUGGUAAAACAUGUUUCCAGGCUGGAGAGAGAGAAGAUGAGAGCCGGUUCGGAGGAAGAAGCAGCGAUGAAAGUGAAGAAAGACAAGACAAAUAUGUGUCGGCAGAUGGAGGAAGCCGGUAGUUUGGACCAGGUUCUGGUUAAACACAAGUCAAGACUUGAGAGCGAAAAACUGGCUGCUGCCCAGCAAGCAGAUGACUAUGCUAGACUCUCCGUGACUCGAAGAGAAGCAAGAGAGAAGGAGUUGCAAGAAGCAUGGGGUGGUUUAAGUUUAGGCAAUUCCAUGAAGCCCCAUUUAUCGAAACUUGAACGCGACAAGGCUGCUUGGAUCAAAGCUGAAGAGGAGGAAAGGAAGCAAGGCAUGGUUUUCUCGGAUUAGUGCCGAAUAGGAGAAUGUAAAUUAUAUUGAUAUUUUGUGUUUUUAAUAUCAACUUUUGAGUGUUUUGUUUAGUCUGAUGUAAUAUAGGAACGUGCAUCUGUUUUCUCUUCCUUGAGAAAAAGAAAGAAAGAAAGAAGCAAGCUGU
This is a messenger RNA of Morus notabilis, 2659 nucleotides long. RefSeq lists its product as uncharacterized. The record is from RefSeq and is a predicted model, not a curated record. The transcript has 5 exons. Lineage: Eukaryota; Viridiplantae; Streptophyta; Magnoliopsida; Rosales; Moraceae. The coding region runs from base 127 to 2514 and encodes 795 amino acids.